Messenger RNA from Arctia plantaginis, 1557 nucleotides. The record is from the annotation of a GenBank genome assembly. NCBI's taxonomy places the organism in Eukaryota, Metazoa, Arthropoda, Insecta, Lepidoptera, Erebidae.
AUGCUGAAGGUAUUGAGAGCCGAAUCCCUGCAGCUACUCAAAAGGAGCUACAGCAGCGCUGCACCCACCACAAAGCUCUAUAUUGAUGGCCAACAUGUGGAAUCCAAGACUUCAAACUGGAUUGAUCUCACCAAUCCAGCCACCAAUGAAGUUAUUGGCAGGGUACCAGAAGCCACAGACGCUGAAAUGAAAGCGGCAUUAGAUUCGGCUAAGAAAGCUUAUAAAUCAUGGAGCCAGAGCACCAUAAUGACCAGACAACAACUCCUUUUCAGAUUCGCCCGCUUAUUAAGAGAAAACAGCAGUAAGCUAGCAGCUAAAAUUACGGAAGAACAGGGCAAGACCCUCGCUGAUGCUGAAGGCGACGUUCUCCGAGGAAUUCAGUCAGUGGAGCACUGCUGCAGCAUCACAACCCUUCAGCUGGGUGACAGCAUACAGAACAUUGCCAAAGACAUGGACACCAUUUGCUACAAAGUGCCUAUUGGUGUCGUUGGUGGUGUGGCGGCCUUCAAUUUCCCAAUCAUGAUUCCAUUGUGGAUGUUCCCGCCGGCGAUUGCAACCGGUAACACCUGCAUCAUCAAACCUUCGGAGCAAGAUCCUGGCGCGACUCUGAUGACCAUGGACCUCUUGGCUGAAGCUGGCGCCCCACCCGGUAUUGUUAAUGUGAUUCACGGUACUCAUGGCACCGUAAAUUUCUUGUGCGACCAACCUGACAUCAAAGCUGUGUCCUUUGUUGGAGGCGAUGCUGCUGGCAAACAUAUCUACAGCAGAGCCUCUGCUGCCGGUAAGCGCGUGCAAAGCAACAUGGGCGCCAAGAACCACGGGGUGAUAAUGCCGGACGCGAACAAGGAGCACACGCUCAACCAGCUCGCGGGCGCGGCCUUCGGCGCCGCCGGCCAGCGCUGCAUGGCGCUCAGCACCGCCGUCUUCGUCGGUGAGUCUAAGGAAUGGAUCCCCGACUUGAUAGAGCGUGCAAAGGCCCUGAAGGUGAACGCCGGGCACGUCCCCGCCACCGAUGUCGGACCCGUUAUUUCAGUUAACGCUAAGAACAGAAUCCUCAAGCUCGUUGAGUCUGGUGUCAAGGAAGGCGCUAAGCUGGUUCUCGAUGGUCGUAAAAUUGUAGUUCCUGGAUUCGAGAAAGGAAACUUUGUCGGCCCAACCAUCCUCACAGACGUUCAACCCAGUAUGGAAUGCUAUAGGGAAGAAAUCUUCGGACCCGUUCUCAUUUGCCUUUUCGUCAACACUCUUGAUGAGGCUAUUCAGAUGAUCAACUCAAAUCCUUACGGCAACGGAACUGCUAUUUUCACAACAAAUGGAGCCACAGCCAGGAAGUUCAGUAAUGAAAUUGACGUUGGUCAAGUUGGGAUCAACGUACCUAUUCCCGUACCUCUUUCUAUGUUCUCCUUCUCUGGAACUCGGGGCAGUUUCUUCGGCACCAAUCACUUCAGCGGCAAACAGGGAAUAGACUUCUUCACUGAACUCAAAACAGUAGUUUCAUUCUGGAGACAAAGUGAUGUAUCACACGCUAAAGCUGCAGUAUCUAUGCCAACACAACAGUAA